This is a messenger RNA of Suillus subalutaceus, 918 nucleotides long. RefSeq lists its product as uncharacterized. NCBI's taxonomy places the organism in Eukaryota, Fungi, Basidiomycota, Agaricomycetes, Boletales, Suillaceae. Bases 1 to 735 code for a protein of 244 amino acids. The transcript is spliced from 11 exons. The record is from RefSeq and is a predicted model, not a curated record.
AUGGUGGACUGGAACGAUCCUGACCUCGAAGCGAAAUUGGAGGUGGUUUCAGUACAGUUGUUGUAUGCUAUCUUUGGCUUAUAUAGCUGGGAAUAUAUACGCUCCUCACACGUGGAGAUAGCGCUACUUCGGAGGCAGCUUCCAUUUCGAUGGCCUUUGGUCUCGUACAUUACUGCCAGGUUAAGCUUCCUGAUUGCGACCAUUUUACUUGCGAUGCGAUCUAGUCCCUUCUACACAAUCGUUGAUUGUCAGGGUGAGUGUUUUUUCUGGACAAACGUUGCCAUCGGCUGCUCCUCAACGAACCUGAUGAUCAGAACGCACGCCCAUAUUUAUUUCUCACCAGUCGCGUACUGGCGCCUCUUGCUAGUCCUCUCAUCACUAGGUUAUUGGACAUUGCUCACUCUCUUCCUGGCAUCCGCUCUGGUCAUAUAUGGUACGCAUGUCGCAUUUAUGAUCAAUGGAUACGCAAUGAUGAGUACCUCGGGUGUAGUCAUGUUGUAUGAUUUGUCACUUUUGGUCUUUACAGUUAUUGGACUAUUGAAGAUGCCAUCGUCUUCUACGCUAUGGAAGGCGCUCGUGAAACAAGGGGUAGUAUUUUUCAUCUUCAAUUUUCUAGCGAACCUAUCCUACUGGUGCACCCUGACUCGUUUAAACCUGAAUCCUAUCAUGAAUGCUAUUUUCGGAACGCCUGCGGCAUGCAUCUGGUCAGGACUCUCGUUACGAUUUCCGAUUUAGGCGCAUGACCUACUUUCAUUUGCAGCACGAUUGCAUCUAACCAAGUGGUCCUCUCGCUUCUCCAUCCUUCAUCCAGUCAUGAAAGGUUUUUUCCUUUUUUUCAUCUGUAUGUGUCACCAGGUCUCAUUCGUGACAAAUAGUGACAGCACCUCGUCGGCUAAAGUGCAUCCUCUGACAACUGAC